Molecule: messenger RNA, 1860 nt
Organism: Benincasa hispida (wax gourd)
Lineage: Eukaryota; Viridiplantae; Streptophyta; Magnoliopsida; Cucurbitales; Cucurbitaceae
Biological process (GO): polyamine biosynthetic process
Source: RefSeq, a predicted model, not a curated record
AAUUUUACCCAUAAGCUAUAACGUCAAUUUUCAUCAUGUCGCAAAUUUGAAAGAAUGGGCUCCUGCCAGACACAGUCCCGGCGGCUGCCCCGCCGCACGCCGCUCUCACAGCUGCCGCAUUUCAGCCUCUAACCGUCGCCGGCGGUGAGAUCGUGUCCUCUCACACUCAUCGCCGCUAGGUUUUGUUUUGUCAAUAAAUUCUGUUCUCCGGUGAAGAAGAAAAUCAAAUAUAUGGCGCUUGAUCAGCAUAUGUUCGAAGCUUUAAACCCUUCUCGUUUCAUAUCAUUCUCUUUUCCCAAUCCAUGUAAAUCUCAUUCUUCUCUCAGAAUCGCGGUGCUCGAUUCGCCGAUCGAACCCACCGGUUCCCCUUCCGUGGCCGCCAUGUUCGUUCCGCCGGGCCUUGAAACCGACUGGAUUUUUUCCACGGAAUCCGGACACUAUCAUCUUCUGUUCGAUUCACCUGAAAUUUCGCGCCUGAUUCUAGUUGGAGAUCAAGAACCGGUAACCGGUCAUGAUUCGUUUCUGGUCUACAAUCGUCAGGAUUCGGCUUCGACCUGGAGUCGACUGGUGGUGAGUUUACAGCCACUUUUUCUUGCUUUAUUUCCCAAAUCAUGUUUCCAACAUGGAAUUCCUGAAGUCCCGAUUCUUAGUUUCGUCGAUAACGUGAUAUGUAGUGUAGUUUUAGAGAGAAGCAUUGGUUCUUCCGUCGGUGAAUUUCUGGUUGAGAAUGUGGAAAUCGAGCGAGAAUCGUUGGAAACCAGGGAAUUUAGGAGACGUUUGAGGUUCAAGAGGAUGCCGAACUUGAUUCAAACAGAAAUUCGUAUAAUUCCUGAGGCUAAUCUUAAUCUAGAUGCCAUUGAAAUUCAAAAUAUCGAGUUCAAACUAGAUACUAGGGUUUUGGUUCAUCCGUACUUACCUCCAAUGGCGGCAAGCCUUUCAUUGAUUGCCUCCUCCAUUGACGAACAGAUUCAAACUGGUCAUAGACCGAAAGCGCUGUGUGUUGGAGUUGGUGGUGGAGCUCUGCUUUCCUUCCUUGCAACCCAUUUGGAUUUUGAAGUUGUGGGUGUGGAAAUGGACAUGGAGGUUCUCAGAGCUGCACAACAUUAUUUUGGAUUGGUAGAGAACAAUUUUCUUCACAUCUCCAUUGGAGAUGCCAUUGAAUUUCUUGAAAAUGCUUCAAAGUCAAAUAAGAAACAGAAGUGUGGAUCCUUUGGUGUUCAUAUGUCUUCCGAGUAUGAUGUGAUCAUGGUUGAUUUGGAUUCAAGUGAUGCUCGAAAUGGCAUGAGUUCGCCGCCAUUGGAGUUUGUUGGAAGAGAUGUUCUUCUGAGUGCUAGAUCAGUUCUUUCUGAACAUGGGAUUCUUGUAAUGAAUGUGAUUCCUCUUGACAAGUUGUUCUUUGAGACAUUGGUAGAUGAAUUGAGAUCAGUUUUUGAUGAUUUGUUCCAGAUAAAUGUUGAUAAUGGUGAAAACUUUGUUGUUAUUGCUUCUAUGUGUCCAAUCAAGUCUUUUCCUAAUGUUACAAAGAAUGAGAUGAACAGCUUUUCAUCCAGAUUGAGAUUACUCCUCUCAGGAGCAUACAUGGACUCCAUAAAAAGGAUAUGAAUUUUCUUGAGAACUGAAUCUUCUGAAGAUGGUGUUUUGAUCCCUGGAUAAUGGCUUUCAAACCUAGAGCUCAUAAAUGACUGCUGGCUUGAAGAAAUGAUUUUACUUGAGACCCAAUUCAUGGGUUCUUUCUCUCUCCUUUUCUUUUUUCUUGAUCAAAGAGUUUUGGGUUUUUUUGUACGGACUACUGAUGACCUUAAUUUUGGAUCUGCUCUAGGUUUUGAAAAUAGUGAAGUAUUGAUUCCUUACCAUUGUUAA